Messenger RNA from Puccinia triticina, 219 nucleotides. RefSeq lists its product as uncharacterized. Lineage: Eukaryota; Fungi; Basidiomycota; Pucciniomycetes; Pucciniales; Pucciniaceae. The transcript has 2 exons. Bases 1 to 219 code for a protein of 72 amino acids. The record is from RefSeq and is a predicted model, not a curated record.
AUGCGCCAACCCAAGCUGGAUUUCAAGCGGCUCAUCCCAGCACUGAUCCCUCCGCGACGAUCGGUCAAGAGAGGCUUGGACAAGAACGAGGAGACCGUGAUCGAUACGUUGGAAAACCCGGUGACGGGCAAGCCGUACUACGACCUAGACUACGCGCUGCGGAUCUGUAAAGUCAACAACAAGCUGCAGGCGUGUGGUCUGAUCUACAGCAAGAUAUGA